This is a messenger RNA of Arabidopsis thaliana (thale cress), 1718 nucleotides long. RefSeq names its product Basic-leucine zipper (bZIP) transcription factor family protein. Lineage: Eukaryota; Viridiplantae; Streptophyta; Magnoliopsida; Brassicales; Brassicaceae. Gene Ontology annotation, molecular function: DNA-binding transcription factor activity; sequence-specific DNA binding; transcription cis-regulatory region binding. Bases 1 to 1653 code for a protein of 550 amino acids. Gene Ontology annotation, biological process: regulation of DNA-templated transcription. Gene Ontology annotation, cellular component: nucleus. The transcript has 4 exons. The record is from RefSeq and is marked reviewed.
AUGAACGGUCGUGGAAAUAUGACUCAAUACCAGCAGAAUCCUUUCAGUACUGAUGAUGGUGGCCAGAGCACCGGCGUGUCACUCUCUUCCCGGACUUCUCUGUCACCACCACUGAUCCGUUAUCCAGCCGGGUCGCCGGACUUCAGCCCCGGACCACGGUGUACGACUCAACCGUCCCCUACCUUCUCCGACUUCACUCAAGCGAGUCCUUCACUGACGUCAUUCAAUAAUCCGGCAAGCUUUACACCUUCGUUUAGCUUCUCCAACAUUCACCAAAUGAUUCCUACGCCGUCGUCGUCCCAUAACUCAAAGGCGUCGGUGAGCUCUGCUUCGUCGUCUAGCUUCUACUUUCCCCAGACGAGUCCUUCAUCAUGCUCUACUCCGUCGUCGUUCAGUCCAGACUCGUUUUCUCACUCCAACACCGGACCAUGGUCGAUCCCUCAGCCUUCCCCUGUGUUCUCAUCCAUAGCACCGGCCAGUUCUGCUCUGUCGUCGUUCGGUCCAGACUCAUUUUCUCACUCCAACACCGGAACAUGGUCGAUCCCUCAGCCUUCCCCUGUGUUCUCAUCCAUAGCACCGGCCAGCUCUGCUCCGCCGUUGUUCGGUCGUGAUUCAUUUCCCCGCUCCAACCGCGGAAAAGGGUCGUUGAUUCAUAGGUCGCCUGUGCUUUCGGUCUUACCGCCGGCGCCUGUCUACUCCUCUAAUCCGAUGGUGAGAUCAUCUCCGCCGGGUCACCCAUCUCCAUCAGCACAUUUGGAGGAAAUGUCUAACCGUCCCCCGUUGCAUCCUCAGCCUCGGGUUCCAGUCACGAGGUCCAACUCUGCGAAAGUCUCCGGUAGCAGGCCUAGAAAGUAUCAUAAAAGGACCAACAGUGAGCUAUCAAGUAUGUUGGUUGGGGACUCAAGCCGCGGCGAGGAAGGCGGAUUUGGAAAGCUCAUAUAUAAUGAGGAAGCAAUGAAGGAAUUCUGCUCUGAGUAUAUGAUCAUGCCUAACCAAAGUGCUGUUAACAAUAGUGAUCAGAAUCGGAAUGCUGAUGUUUUGAUGAUAACCAAUACUGAUUCGGGAGGUGCAAAUGAUGCUAAGAAAUAUAAAAGAAUGUUGGCAAACCGAGCCUCAGCUGCACGUUCUAAGGAGAAUCGGGAAAAGAAGAUUCGUGAUAUGGAACUCAGAGUAGAAACUCUUGAAAACACUCAAGCUUCACUGUUUGGAACGAUGACACUUUUGGAGAAGGAAAACAUAGUGAUGAUGAACGAGAAUAAGUUAGCGAAGAUUCGACUUCAAUUACUAGAGCAACAGGCCCCUCUUCUUACUGCUUUAACUAAACAAUUAGAUGAACUCCGAAGGCUAGAAAAGGAGGCAAAUGAACGAGGGAGUGUCGACUAUUCUCAACUACUGAAACAACUGAAACAAAGUGAAGAGCUCCUUGCUGAAAUCAACCGAUUUAAAGUAGCAACUGGUCAGGGGAUGAAAAAUCCCAACCAGUUCGAGGGUUCAACCAUGCAUCAAUCGGACCAAAACGUGUUCCAGCCGCAACUCAACACCUAUGAGUUCAAUCAGCACCAGCAAUUGGACCCAAACAUAUUCAAAGAGCAAUGCAAUGUCAACGAGUUUAAUCAUGAGCAACCAAACCAUGAAUUUUAUGGACAUAACUAAAGGAUUAAACAUGUCUUCAAGUUGUUUUAGAUUUAUCUAUAUAUGAUUAUAAAUUUGUAACCGUG